Molecule: messenger RNA, 3588 nt
Organism: Theileria parva strain Muguga
Lineage: Eukaryota; Apicomplexa; Aconoidasida; Piroplasmida; Theileriidae
Gene: PREP1
Product: Peptidase M16C associated family protein
Exons: 1
Coding region: 1-3360 (1119 amino acids)
Biological process (GO): protein processing
Molecular function (GO): metal ion binding
Source: RefSeq, a predicted model, not a curated record
AUGGAUGUUCAAAAGCAAUUUCUCCCCAAGGGCUCAUUCCAUUCAACAGUCGGACAGCUAGGGACGUAUGAAUCAUACAAGUAUGCCGAUCCGCUGCACAAAAAGCGUGAGUCACCAAGAUUCGACGUGUACCUGGAUGAUCCGAAGUACAAAUGGGUCAAGGAAGCAAUGGAGGUCGAACACGAAGCAUAUGACAAGCUGAUGACAACCUUCCUCCCAGAUUUCAACAUGGUGGGAACGUACUACUCACACAAGGCCACGGGACUGACAGUGCUCUCAUUUAAGACCAAUGACUCCAGAAAAGAAAUGUGCUUUGAUGUUUGCGCACCAACUUACCUGUCCAACGACCGCGGAGCUGCACAUGUAUUGGAACACGCAGUGCUGGUCAGAACGAAAACAUACAACACGUUCAACUUCUUUUAUCACAAUGUGGCCUCGGCAUAUGUUUCGUUCCUCAACGCACUGUUUUUCAGGGACAGGACAAGGUUCUACUUCUCGUCACUCAACGAAAAGUCCUACUACCACACUGCGGACUACAUGAUGGACGCCUUCUUCAGACCUUCGUUCCCACAAGAUCACGACGUUUUGAAGCAAGAGGGCUGGCACUACAAGGUCACCAAGGAAAACGACAAGAACUCAAACACCAAGGAACUGGGAGUCAAUGUACAUGGACGCCACGUGACUUACUCGGGAGUGGUUUACAACGAAAUGAAGAAGAGGAAGUUCUCAGACCCAGUGGACUUUGGAACCAGCGUCCUCUACCACAACCUGUUCACCAACCCUUUCAAGUUUGACAGCGGUGGCAAUCCUGAAGAUCUGGUUGAAUUGACCCAAAAGGAGCUGGAAGACUUUUACAAGACGUUUUACGGGCCAAAAACAGCUUCCGUCUACUUCUACGGGCCAAACGAUGUUUACAGGAGACUUGAAUACGUGGACAACUACCUCAGGAAGCACAACGUAGGAGUUUCACCAGAUCCCAAAACAGGCCAGCUGUCACACACUGCAUCUCAAGAGGUUUUGGACAAGCUCUCUUUGACCGAGGAGUACAGAGACAAGCCGAAACACGUCAAGGAACAGUUCAGCUCCAAAACCAAGGACGAGGACAUGUUCAUGAUGGGGUGGGUGCUGAAUCCGUCACACAAAGGCUCGAAGAAGUAUGACCUCGAUUCAGUUGACAAACUCGCCUUGGAAGUACUGUCAUACCUGCUUUUGGAGAGCUCGGAAAGUGUCCUACUGAACAAACUCGUGUCAUCCAAGUUUGCAACAAGAAGGGUCGGACCAGGACUUGACGAAUACUUCCCAGCUUACGAGUACCUUUCCUUCAUGUUUGGAGUCACGGGAGUCAAGUACACUGAAAAAACAAGGGACUCCAACGCAAAGACCUUUGAGAAGAUGGUUUUGGAAGCGCUAACUGAGGUCGUCACCAAGGGGUUCAACAGGAAGGCAGUAGAGGCAGCCCUAAACAAGGUAGAGUUCAAGCACACUGAAAAGAAAUAUGAAAUGAAAGAACACAGAAGAGGGUACUACCCGAGGGGUCUGGCUCUAUUGAGGUUAGUUAAGCCAAGAUAUCAGGAAGGAAAGGACCCAUUUGAGCUCUUGAGGUUCGAACAGCUCUUCCCAGAGCUUAAGCUUAGGGUCUUCUCCGAUGAUUCGUGCUCAUACUUGUCUAACCUGGUUAAGAAGCACUUGUUGAACAACAACACAAGGGUCACAUUGCACUUGGAAGCAGUGGAGUCUUCAAAGUUUGAAAAGGAGUUCAACAAGAAAGUCUCAGACCACCUAAGGGAAAGAGUCUCAAAGCUAACGAAGGAGCAAGUCGACGAGAUGGAGAAGGCUUACAACAAAUUCAAGAGCGAAAGGGAGGCUGACUUUGACCCUAAGGUGUUUGACUCAUUCCACCAGGUUGACUUAUCAGAGUUGAAGAAAGACAAGGUAUCAAACCCUUCAAAGUUGUACAAGCUGACCUCUGAUAGCUUAACUGAGACAACCGCCCUUCACAGUGAUAAGAGUUCGGUAACAGUUGUGGUUCAUCCAGUAGAGUCGCGAUCCGUGUUCUACAUGAACUUGGCCGUUUCAGUGGACUCACUCACUGUUGAGGAGCUUAAGUACCUGAAGGUUUUCACUUCCCUUCUCGGGUUGUCCAAGAACGACAAGCUCUCAUCUGAGGAAGUCAGCUACAAGCGUGACAACGCUAUGGGCAAUCUCUGGUUCUCGACUUUCUUCAGCACUCAAACGAACAACUCGACCUAUGACGACCCUACGAAAUCUGUUGGUUUCCUAGUUGUCAGAGCCAAGUCCUUGAAGCACACUGUUAAUGAAAUGGUCGACGUUGUGACUGAAGCGCUCUCGAAGGCUGAUUUCUCGGACUCCAAGAAGGGAGUGGAGGUUGUUAAAAGAACUCUGUCCUUCGUGGCACAACUUUCACUCGACCAGGCCCACAAGUUUGCACUUCGUAGAAUGGCUUCCAAGUUCUCAGUUUCUGAUUACGCUGACGAGGUAGUUAACGGUUACUCACAACUCAACUUUUUGAAGGAAACUCUGGUUCCACUGGCUGAGAAGGAUUGGUCAAAGGUUGAGUCUAAACUUAAUGAGAUGAGAACCAAGUUGUUGAGCAUGAAGAACUUGACUGUUAACCUUGGAGGAGACUCUGAACUACUGGACUCAUUCCUUGAUGACUCAACCACAUUCCACAGCAAGCUGUCCUCAACAUUCAAAAAUGACUCCAAGUCAAGUGACAAGGUCUGGGUCAAGGAAGUUCUCGACAAGAAAUUAAUGGAAACGGUUGACAAGAAUGAAGUCUUGGUCAUGCCAGUUAGGAACAACUACGUUGGUGUGGGAGGAAAACUCUUUGACAAGAGCGAUAAGAAGUCAGGAUCACACCAAGUAGUACUCCACUUCCUGCUUUGGAAUUUCCUUUACAAACAACUCAGAGCAUCCAGGAGUGCAUACGGAGUUCAUGCAUACCUUCUCAAGACUGGACACGUGGCACUUGUCUCCUACGCUGACCCGAACUUCCUGGAGACACUUGAGGUUUACAAGAAGGUCCCAAGCGCACUGUUGCAGGCACACGAAGUACUUACUGACAAGGCUCUCAAGAUGUUCGUCUCAGGAACACUUUCAACAAUGGAUAGGGAAGAACAUCCUGAUGACCUUGUGUACAGCCGUCUGACAUCUAAACUUAGGGGAGAAACUGAAGAAUGGUCACUGAAAAAUAGGAAGGAAGUGCUCGAGACAACAAAGGAAGUUUUCAAACAAGUAGCAGACAAGUUUAAUAAGAGCAAGGACUGGCUUAACGUAACCUCGGUCGUUAACAAAUCAUCAGCUGACACUGCUCCCUCAUCCUACAAGAAACUAACCUAAACCACAAAUAAGAUUAAUUUUUAACACAUUUAUCACUUUGAGUGUUUAAAAUACUCUCCAUAUUCUCAAACGUCGUUACGUUCUGCCUUGACACCCUACUAUUGAUCAGCUCGACGUCUUCACUGCUCAACUCGACAUGAAGAUCAGGUUGCAGCUGCUGGACCAUUGAAAUCCGUCCAUUGGAUGAUUGGCAGAACAUUACUCUCUAUUUUAAUUUAAUAGAUGUCC